AUGACUUCUCUGAAAGAGUUCAGCGUGAGCGAAGUGGCAACUCAUAAUACCAAGGGAAAUUUAUUCGUCAUCAUUCAUGGAAAAGGUAAAACUCCAUUCCUCUGGUAUGUGGGAGGUCUUGCUAACACCCAUGGAUGUCCAGUCUACGAUAUCACAAACUAUGUGCGAGACCAUCCCGGUGGCGCAGAUGUGUUGAUGGACGUUGCUGGCGAAGAUGCCACGGCCGCUUAUGAAGAUGUUGGACACUCGGAGGAUGCAAAUGAGAUUCUCGGGACAUACUUGGUCGGGACUGUGAAGGAUGCGCAGCAAUUCGUCCAACCCAAGGCCGUCCGUGUCAUACAACAAAGCACUUCCGUCGCAACCUCGCCAAAAGAAACAUCAUCAGCCGCGCGAGCUCUGAAGGCAACUGCCUCCGCCCUCACUGCCACGACGUUAGUUUACGUCUCUACCAAGAACCAUCGGGCCCUCAGUGACUUUGCCGCAACCUUUUUCACAUCCUGGGGAGUUACCGGCGUUCAUGUGCCAUACCCUGAAUUCCUCCGCGGUGGAUUUUCGAGUGGAUUUGCUGCUGCCACUCUGGCAUGUGCAGUUGUUGGUGGAUCCAUUGCAAGCAAACUAUCGAGCUUCACCAAGAUCGAGUCCGGGUUCACCAAGUAUCGUCCGCAUAUCAAAGCUUCAUCCGUGAAGAAGCAAAGCCCACACCUCACAAAGGGGUUCCUUGAGCCUAAAACCUACAAACGGCUGCCGCUUGUCAAGAAGGAUCAAUUGUCUUCGAACGUCUUCCGCUUUGUCUUCCAACUUCCCGCUUCGCGGGACGUGAUUGGACUCCCCAUCGGUCAACACGUAGCUAUCAAAGCCACGAUAAACGGUGCCAGUGUUUCGAGGUCUUAUACUCCGACAUCAAACAAUCUCGAUACUGGAAGACUAGAACUAGUCAUCAAAUGCUACCCCGAUGGCCUUCUCACUGGACAAUAUCUUGCUUCACUUGAAGUCGGCGACCACGUGGAAUUCCGAGGACCGAAGGGUGGAAUGAAAUAUCACAGCGGUCUUUGCAAGAAAAUAGGCAUGAUCGCCGGUGGAACUGGAAUUACACCAAUGUAUCAACUGAUUCGGGCUAUUUGUGAGGACGAUCGAGAUACUACCGAGAUCAGCUUGAUAUAUGCCAACAGAUCUGAGGAAGAUAUCCUGCUUCGUCGCGAGCUAGAGACUUUCGCUCGAGCUUAUCCCCAGAACUUCAAACUCUGGUACAUGCUUGAUCAUCCCUCUGAAGGCUGGGCCUAUGGCAAGGGAUAUGUCACAUCUGAAGUCAUGGCUUCGAGACUUCCUCCUUCUGCGCCCGACACCAAGAUCAUGCUCUGUGGACCACCAGGCAUGGUUAAUGCCUCAAAGAAGAGCUUAAUUGCCGCAGGCUUUGAGGCUCCAGGGGCUGUGGCGAAGAUGUCAGAUCAGAUUUUCUGCUUUUGA
Penicillium brevicompactum is the source of this 1464-nucleotide messenger RNA. RefSeq lists its product as uncharacterized. Gene Ontology annotation, molecular function: oxidoreductase activity; heme binding. The transcript has a single exon. The coding region runs from base 1 to 1464 and encodes 487 amino acids. Gene Ontology annotation, cellular component: endoplasmic reticulum. Lineage: Eukaryota; Fungi; Ascomycota; Eurotiomycetes; Eurotiales; Aspergillaceae. The record is from RefSeq and is a predicted model, not a curated record.